Molecule: messenger RNA, 6724 nt
Organism: Thecamonas trahens ATCC 50062
Lineage: Eukaryota; Apusomonadida; Apusomonadidae
Product: rRNA biogenesis protein RRP5
Exons: 2
Coding region: 1-6702 (2233 amino acids)
Biological process (GO): rRNA processing
Cellular component (GO): small-subunit processome; nucleolus
Molecular function (GO): protein binding; RNA binding
Source: RefSeq, a predicted model, not a curated record
AUGGCGUCCUCAAAGCACAAGGGCAAGAAGAAAAAGGCCAAGACCGGCAGCAAGCGCCGCCGUGAGGUUGAGGAGGCGCCUGCGUCGGUCGCUGCCUUCCCCCGGGCAGAGGAUGGCGCAGAUGUUUCAUCCGCCGUCGGCGAGGGCCCUCCCCGGAAGCGCAAGAAGAAGAAGAAGGCCGCCACUGGCGCAGGCUCGUUUGUCCGUGGCACCACCGCCGUGCUGACCCCGCUCGAACGCCGCCUCAUCCGCGAGCAGGCUGCCCGCGAUGCUGCUGCAGAGGCCGCUGGCGCCGUCCCGGCCGCCGUCCUCCGCGCUGGCAAGACCACUCUGCCCGUCGGCGCCGGUGGCUUUGUCCCAGGCUUCCUCCGCGACGACCUGCACGACGUCGAGGACACUGACGCUGCUGUCGAGGAGAACAUCGCCGCCCUGCGCCCCUCGGCCGCCUCAGACUCGACUGAGAAUGUCCACAUGGUCUCGCUGCGGAGCCGCGAGGGUCUCGCCGUCGGCACCACCGUCCUCGGCGUCGUCGUCUCGGUCUCCCCCAUGCACAUGUCUGUCUCGCUCCCCUCGGGUAUCACCGCACGCGUCUCUAUCACCGAAGUCUCUUCCGCCCUCACUGCCAAGCUCCAGCGCAUCGCCGCCGCAGAGGAGGCUGGCGAUGACGCCGCAGAGACCUGGGUCGACCUCACCGACCUCUACGCGCCCGGCACCUACGUUGCUGGUGUCAUUUCCGAGGUCGACACCACCUCCAGCCGCCGUGUCGCCAUCACCCUCGAGCCGCGCCUCGUCAACGCCCGCCUCACCUCCUCCGCCAUCGUCCCCGACUCGAACGUUUGGGGUGCCGUGACUUCGGUUGAGGACCACGGUUACGUCAUCUCCUUUGGCAUCCCGCACGUCUCGGGCUUCCUCCUCAAGUCCGACGCCAAGAACAUCGAGUACGUCGAGGGCCAGGCUGCAUACUUUUCCAUGAUCAACCUCAACGAGACCUCCACCGCGGGCGUCAUCCCGCUCCGCCCGCUCGCCCUCCGCACCAUCACCGAGCCGCACGAAGACCUCACCCUCGACGCCGUCAACGUCGGUGCCCGCGUCAAGGCCACCAUCGUCGCCGCAAACGAUUAUGGCCUCGUCGUCUCCAUCCUCGGCUUCCUCAAGGCCACCCUCCAUGUCGAGGAGAUGGGCCUCGUCGACCCUGCCGCCUACUCGGUCGGCAAAACCAUCAAUGCCCGCGUCAUCAUCUUCAAGCAGGACGGUACUGGCAUCGGCCUCUCCAUUGCCAAGGCCGUCGUCAACUUUGAGCCGCCAGCCUCGCCCGACGCCAUCACCCGCGGCGCUGUCUACGACGACGUCACCGUCGUCCGCGUCUCACCGCUUGGCCUCAUCGUCGCCCUUCCUCUCCCUUCUGCCGCCGGCCCCGCCAGCGACGACGACGAAACCGACGACACACCCACCGCCGUCUCGCCCGCCCUCGUCCCCCCGACCUUCAUCAACAACGAUCGCUCCAUCGCCAGCUACGCCGACUUGCAGGAGCGCUUUGGCCCGGGAUCGACCGUCUCGGUCCGUGUCAUUGCCUACUCGCACAUCCAGGCCAUCUUCAAGGUUGCCUGCGCGCCGGCUCUGGUCAAGGCUCCGUUCCUCUUUGCCUCGGAGCUCGAGAUCGGCGCCCCGGUCACGGGAGAGGUCAUCGUCGUCGAGCCCGAGUACGUCCAGGUUCGUCUCUCGCCGUUCUGUGUCGCGUCGGUCACCCGCGCCCACCUUGCCGACGUCUAUGUCUCGGACGCCACGGCUCGCCUCAAGGUUGGGGCUCACUUUUCCGGCGCCGUCCUCCGCAUCUCUGGCCCGCGCGUUGCGCUCACCGCCAAGCCCUCGCUGCUCAAGGCUCAGUAUCCGGUGCUCAAGUCGAUUGACGAGGCCGCCUCCCUCAUCAACUCGCUCGUCUCGGGUGUCAUCACCAAGGUUGACAAUCGCUCCGGCGUCUAUGUUGCGUUUUACGGCGACGUCUUUGGCAUCGUCCGCCCCUCGCAUCUCGCCGCUUCGUACAUCGAAAUCCCGUCCGACAUCUUCAACGUCGGCCAGGUUGUCUCGGCGCGCGUCCUCGCCUUUAACCCCGAAGACAUCACGGCUGGCGUCCCCAUCCCCAUCUCGUUCCUCCGCACCGAGAGGCAGGAGAAGAUGAAGCUCGAGGCGCGCGGCGCGUCGCGUGCCCCGCUUGCCGCCAAGCUCUACAAGACCCUCAAGACCUUCCACGCCGGCGAGCUCAUCACCCCGGGUGUCCACUGCACCGUCGACGUUGUCGAGAUCAAGCCGCGGACUGUCGUUGUCUCGAUCACCCGCGACGACGGCGCCCCGCCCGUCAUCGCCUCGAUCGCCUCGUACCGCGUCACCGACUACCCGGAGAUGUUUGAGGCUACCCGCUCGGCGCUGCAGGUCGGCCCGUGGCGCGCCGACAUCUUCCCUGCCCUCCGCAUCAUCAGCAACGUCAUCGAGCAGUCGCGAUACUCGCUCCAGCUCUCGAUCAAGGAGUCGGACGUCGCUGGCCCGCUCCCGGCGUCGCUGGCCGACAUGCAGAUUGGCGAGGUCUACACCGGAACCGUCUCUGGCUGCGCCACCUACGGUGCCUUUGUCACGCUCGCCAACGACGUCAACGUCCUCAUUCCGAUCAAGAACAUCCUGUUUGGCGGCUAUUAUGUUGACGACAUUGACUCGGUCGUCCCCACCCACAGCACCGUCGCCUUUGAGCUCACCGAGCUCGACCUCGAGACCCAGCGCGCGACCGGUUCCAUGGCCACUGGCGCAGUCCUUGCCUCCUCGUCGCGCUGGAUGCGUGGCCUCCUCGCCCGCCGCGCUGCGCUCUCCGCCGCCUCUGACAUCCCCAACCUGGUUCCCGGCCUCCCGCGAACCGCCACCGUCAAGCACAUCCUUCCCACCGGCCUCAUUACCUCGUUCGACGAGGCCCACGCAUCCGACCCGACGUCCACAACCACUAUUUCCGGAUUUACCAGUACCUCUCAGACCGGGUCGUCGGCGGUGGUCCCUGGCUCUGUUGUCGAGGGUCUCGUCCUCGACUUUGACCCUACGUCGGCCAUCGCCGACCUUUCGCUUGCCGACUCGCUUGAGGGCGCCGAGUUUGUUGCCGACUACGCCAGCCUUGCUGCCGCCCGCACCUCGACCUCACGCAAGUCGAAGAAGGGCAAGGGCAAGGGCAAGGGCAAGGACAAGGCUGCUGCUUCCGUCGAGGGCGGAAGCGUGAAGGCCACUGUCCAGCUCAUCAAGCCGUGCUAUGCCGUGGUCACCACCUCUGACGCCAUCGGCUACGUUCCGCUUGUCGGCUACAACGAUGCGGUUCUGGUCAGCAAGGCUGCCGGCUCUCUCGACUCGGGUUCGGACGACAACGAUGACGACGACGGCGACGAGGCGUCCGGCAAGACCCCGGCUGUGACCCAUCUCGGUCGCCUGCGCACGCAGCGACUGGAGGCUCUCCCGGUCGCCGGUGCUUCCGGCACAGUCACACUCCAGGCUGGCGUCGGGAACAGCGCCAUUGUCUUUGCCGCGCCCGAGAUCGACGUCACGCGCGUGUCUUCGGCGCGCAAGUCCAGCGGCUCGUUCGGUGAUGCCGGGAACAAGACGCUGACGCUCUCGACCGGUGCCGUUGCCUCGCCGACCGACGUGGUGACCGCAGCCGACCUUACCAUCGGCGACCGUGUUGUCGGGCGGGUUCUCAAGAAGUUUGCCAACCAGAUCGAGGUCCGGCUCGGGCGCAAGGUCAAGGCUCGUGUCCACUCGACCGAGGUCUUUGACGAGCUGCCAGACAAGGCGACGACGCUGGCGCCGUCGUUCCCGUUUGCCGACAUUGAGCUUGGCUCGCUGGUCGAGGCCAAGGUCCUCGCCUUCAACGAGCGCAUGGGCUCGGGCGGCCUCGCCGUGACUGGCCGCAGCAGGACCAAGAAGCGCCAGGCCAUCGAGCUCACUAUGCGGCCGGCGGUGCUGGCCAAGCCUGACGGCAAGAUCUCGACCAAGCACCUGGUCAAGGUUCACAAACUGAAGCGUGGCGACAAGCUGACCGGCUUUGUGCAGGGCUGCGACGAGGCGUGCAUGUGGGUUGCUCUCGACUGCAUGUCGCGCGGCCGGGUGGACAUCCUGCAGAUGCCCGCCGAGGACGUUGCCGACUCGUCGUUUGCUCGCAAGUACGCGCCGGGUUCGGCCGUCGACGUCUACGUCACCGACGUGACGGACAAGGUUGGUGUGAGCCUCUCGCUCCUCUCGCCAGCCGAUGCCGAGCUGCGCGAGGGCAUGCUGGUGCCGGCACGGGUCAUGGCGGUCACCUCCGUCUUUGUCUCGCUCGUCAUCGGCUCGGGUGAGGUCGUUGUUGCUCCGCUUUCGCAGCUCUCUGACGUGUGGGGCGGCGAGGUCAUCAAGUCGUUUACCACCGGCGAGGUCCGGAUCGUGGCUAUUGUCCGCGUCGGCCCACCCGAGAACAUGGAGACGUCGUCGUUUGUGGCUCGCGUCUCGCUUCGCCCCUCGCGGCUGGAGAACCCGCUCGAGGGCCUCGUGCCGACGCAGGCGCGGUCGGCCAAGCUUGCGGAGCUCACCGCCAAGGAGGUGCUUACCACGCCCAUGCCCGAGUACACCUCGGUCAACCAGCUUGUCAAGGGCCAGCUCGUCCAUGCGUACAUUGAGGAUGUGACCAACAAGGGUGCGUUCAUUACGCUCGGCGACCGCCUCAACGGGCGGGUCCUCCUCCGUGACAUGACCGACGCCUACAUCAAGGACCUCAAGUCGGCCUUUCCCAGAGGCAUGCAUGUCAUUGGGCGUGUGUUGUCGAUCGAUCCUGUAGCGGGCUUUGUCAACGUCACGCUCAAGACGUCCGCAGUCGGCGCGACCGGCAACGAGCGUGAGAUUACUAUCCAUACCCUCAAGGCCGGCAAGCGGGUCUCGGGCGUUGUCUCGCAGGUUGCGACCUACGGUGUCUUUAUUCGCAUCAACAACUCGUCGGUCUCGGGCAUGGCCCACAUUUCGGAGCUCUCCAACACUCGGGUCACCGACAUUUCGGCGCUGUACUCGCCGGGCGACCACGUGCGGGCGCUGGUGCUGAAGGUCGACCGCGAGCGCAACCGCGUCUCGCUUGGCCUCAAGCCGCAGUACUUUGUCAACGACGACGAGUCGGACUCGGACUCGGACUCGGGUUCCGGCUCGGCCUCGGAGGUGAUCGACAUGGACGGCUCCGACUCGGACGGCUCGGGCUCGGACGGCUCCGGCUCGGACUCGGACGUCGCCGACAUGGAGGUCCAGGGCGCUGUCAAGCUCCUCGACGCCGACGCUGACUCGUCGUCCGACGACAUGGCCGCCCUCCGCUCGGGCCUUGCCGACAUGGACGAGUCCGGCUCGGCCUCGGCCUCGUCCGACGACGCUUCGUCCGGCUCGGCGGCUUCAGACUCGCACUCGUCCGACUCGGCCUCGUUCAUCGGCGCCGACGGCUCGGAUCUGUUUGCUGACGCUGAUCUCGACCCGGCCUCAGACCCUAACCUGCUCACCCGCCUCCUGGCUGGUAUGGGCACAAAGGCGGCGGUCAAGUCGAAGGCCAAGGCCAAGGCCAAGGCUAAGGCCAAGGCCAAGACGAAGAAGUCGAAGCGUGGUUCGUCAAGCUCAGGCUCGGCCUCCUCCUCGUCUGGCUCGGCCUCCUCCUCCUCCUCCUCCUCCUCCUCCUCCUCCUCCUCGUCCUCGUCGUCGUCGUCAUCGUCGGUGGUGAUGGAGGGCGAGAUGGACGUUGCUGGUGGACGGAACGCGACGCGGCGCGAGAAGCGUGCGGCGGCCAAGAAGAAGCAGCGUGCCGAGGAGGCACAGACGCGGGCGCUCGAGGCUGCGCUUGUGGAUGCGUCCAAGGCGCCCGAGUCUGUGGACGAGUUUGAGCGGCUGCUGUUGGCAUCGCCCAACUCGUCGAUGCUGUGGAUCCAGCUGAUGGCGUUCCAUCUCUCGCAGACGCAGAUUGCCGAGGCGCGCGAGGUUGCUGAGAAGGCACUCAAGACGAUCUCGUUCAAGGAGGAGACCGAUAAGCUCAACGUGUGGGUGGCGUACCUCAACCUCGAGAACAUGCACGGCACGCAGGGCUCGCUCAACAAGGUCUUCAAGCGCGCAGUCAAAUACAACGACGCGUUCACCAUCCACGAGAAGCUGCUGGAGGUGUACGAGGCGUCGUCCAAGUGGGAGGAGGCCGACGCGCUGUGGGACAUCACCGUCCGCCAGUUUGGCAAGGCCUACUCGCGGGCGUGGACCGGGUUCUUCAUGUUCAAGCUCCGGCACGCCAGCGCCGACGAGGCGCGCUCUGUCUUGCAGCGCGCGAUGCAGUCGGUGCCCAAGACCAAGCACACCAACCUGGUGACCAAGUGCGCGACGCUCGAGUUCAAGUUUGGCUCACCAGAGCGCGGACGCACGCUGCUCGAGGACGUACUGGCGUCCAAGCCGAAGCGGCUCGACGUGUGGAACGUGUACGUCGACAUGGAGACCAAGCACGGCUCGAAGAAGCGCAUCCGCAAGAUCUUCGACCGCAUGAUCCUGCUCCCGCUCCCGCUUGCCAAGAUGCGCAAGGUCUUUGCCCGCUACCUCGCCUUUGAGGCCGAGCACGGCGACGAGCGCAAGCAGGCCGGCGUCCGCGAGAAGGCGCAGGCCUUUGUCGAGGCAUGGAAGGCCAAGCACGACGAAGAGUAAAUCCCGUAUUGGUGCAAAAUAA